Messenger RNA from Symsagittifera roscoffensis, 823 nucleotides. RefSeq lists its product as uncharacterized. NCBI's taxonomy places the organism in Eukaryota, Metazoa, Xenacoelomorpha, Acoela, Convolutidae. The transcript is spliced from 2 exons. The record is from RefSeq and is a predicted model, not a curated record. Bases 217 to 639 code for a protein of 140 amino acids.
AAUGAAGGCAGUUUGGCAGCAAUAAUCUUGCAAACAAAUCAGGCGUGUAAUUCUCUACGUCAACUGAAAAAAGUGAACGGUUUUUACCUGGAUCCUCCGCCGAGCCGUGAUACAACCAGAACAUUUUGUUCAUUUUCAUUUGCUUAAAGAAACUUUUUGUCGUCAAGUUAGUUGUCUUUCAUUUUACGGUUCAAAACAAAAAUUAACUCAAUAAAAAUGAGAUUGGGACUUGUCACCGCCGCUGUGUUGCUGUUCGCUUGUCUUGUAGAAGCAAACAAGCAUCACAAACGAUCUUUCCCGAAAUUUGCUGUUAGGAGUGAUGAACUCCGCCGAGAAACAGAAGAGAGAGGGUACGUAAUGACGGACGCCGACAUCGGGGUGAAGCACAAGAAGCCGAAACAUGACUUGCCUGCAAGCGGUAGUGGCAGCGGUUUCGUGAAACGAGAGGAAACCGAAGAGCGAGAGGUUGAAAAGGGGGUUUCCGAACAGCUCGAGAGAAGGCGAGCCUCGCAUCGGCUGCAACAGAAGCGAGAGCAGCAGGGCGCUAGGAGGGAUUCGAACGAGAGACGACAGGUUCCCGGGAACCAGAAGAGAAUGAUGCAACCUCGCGGGUUCCACGGCCAGAACCGAAAUCAUUAAGCGAAGAAGAGAAAGAUAAACAGAACAAUGUUUACAAAUUUUUAUUAAAAAAAUCAACUAAUUUGAUAUUUCGUAAUAAUGCCAUAUGUUUAUAUUAACCAUAAGCCAAUGUUAUACUGUCAACGUGUAUAUAAUAGUGUGUACGAUUUUGUGUAAGCAGGAACAAAAAAUUACUUUCAGAAAA